AACUUAGUCAUGAUUAUAGGACGCACGACAUAGAUACUGACAGAUUAUCAGUAUUUCGAGUAGUGCUUAUCAGUUCGGACUCGGGGGAGUAUCGACUAGUAUCGACUAGUAGUAGGUUAGAUAUCACGAAAAAGACAUGUUACAAUCAAUAUGGCGCUUUAUAUCCAAGAAUUUCUCUCGAAUAAUAAUUUUAGUCAUCUUAAUCUAUAUUAUGAUGUUAUUUUACAUUUACAAUUCGAAGCUCUAUACAUUACGAUCAGAGAGAAAGAACAUUCCGUACCUGAGUCAUAAAGACAUGAAAUACAUUCUGCAAUGGACGAGGAGAUUCAGCGCGCCGUUCGACUUCAUGGGCGAAGGGAAUACCGCGUUUGUGAGGAACAAGUGUAAGUUUACGAAUUGCUUUGUGACAGAUAACAGCUGGCACUUCUUGAACCUUUCGGAUUUCGACGCGAUCGCGUUCAAUGGCCGGGACGUGAUUCAUCUCUGGCCGUUUCAAAUGCCGCAGGAUCGAACGCCGAAACAGAAAUAUAUUUUCGGUGCAAUGGAAUCGCCGGAUAAUUUCCCAGCAUGCGAUGAAAACCUUGACGGUUUUUUUAACUGGACAUGGACAUACAAGCUCGAUUCCGACUUUCGUUGGGGAUACAUAACAAUUUACGAUUUGAACGGCAACGUGGUCGGUCCAGCUAUCGAUAUGAAAUGGAAGAAAGAUAUGGAGCCGAUCAGUGAAGAUUUCAAAGUGAAAUUGUCGAGUAAAUCGAAGGCUGCUGCGUGGUUCGUUUCGCAUUGUUCCACUAAAAGUAGAAGAGAGUUUUUCGUUAAGGAAGUUCAAGAGGAAUUAAAAUCAUACGGAUGGACUGUCGAUGUGUUUGGUUCAUGCGGUCAGUUCCAAUGUCCUCGAUCGAAUAAGAACUUGUGUUUCGAAAUGAUCGAAAAUGAUUAUUAUUUUUAUUUUUCGUUGGAAAAUUCUUUAUCGGAGGACUAUGUGACGGAAAAGCUUUUGACUGCUUUACAAUAUUCUGCAAUUCCUGUCGUUUACGGUGCUGCUAAUUAUUCCAGAUUUCUCCCUCCGGGCAGCUAUCUGGACGGUAGACAGCUGGGCCCAAAGGAGCUGGCUCGUCAGAUGAGCGAAAUAAUUGGAAACCAGUCGAUGUACCACGAUUACUUUAGAUGGAGAAAUCAUUACGUGUACAGAGAGACUUCUGACAACGAUGAUAUCUGCAAGCUAUGUGAGAUGAUGAACGAUGACUCGAAGGUAUCCGAAAUUAGUGUAUGGAAAGAUUUUAGAAAAUGGUGGAAUGGUGCUCGUUACGACUAUAAUUGCAAAAAUUGAACUGAAUUUUUGUGAUAUAUUUAAAACAUUAUUAACUGUACUGAAAGGGGUAUGAAACCCCCAAAAGGAUGUGUUUCAAAUCUGACCUGACUGUUCUAUAUGUCCGUGAAAUUCUGAAAAGUAACGAUAAUAAUAUUAGUUUAAAUAAAUAAUUUAAGUAACAAAGUAUUAUUGAAUAAUUAUCUUUAUUAAAUUUUAAUAAACAAUGAGUGAGAGAUAUUUAUUACACUUUGAUUAAAACAUAAUGCCAAACGAGAGGGAUGACGGUUUAUUGAGUAAAUAAUCUCAACGAAAACAAUAACGACGUAUCGAAUAUAGAAUUUCAUAUAAAUAAUGAUACAUAAUAUUCCAAAUUGUCAUUUUGUUUCCAUGAUAUUUUUGCUGUGUUGCAAAUAUAUUUAA
This is a messenger RNA of Vanessa tameamea, 1732 nucleotides long. Its product is annotated as alpha-(1,3)-fucosyltransferase C-like. Gene Ontology annotation, cellular component: membrane. The record is from RefSeq and is a predicted model, not a curated record. The transcript has 2 exons. Gene Ontology annotation, molecular function: fucosyltransferase activity. Lineage: Eukaryota; Metazoa; Arthropoda; Insecta; Lepidoptera; Nymphalidae. The coding region runs from base 137 to 1330 and encodes 397 amino acids.